Messenger RNA from Exophiala viscosa, 1533 nucleotides. RefSeq names its product aspergillopepsin I. Lineage: Eukaryota; Fungi; Ascomycota; Eurotiomycetes; Chaetothyriales; Herpotrichiellaceae. Gene Ontology annotation, molecular function: aspartic-type endopeptidase activity. The transcript has 2 exons. The coding region runs from base 191 to 1444 and encodes 417 amino acids. Gene Ontology annotation, biological process: proteolysis. The record is from RefSeq and is a predicted model, not a curated record.
CCUUUUGUAUCCUUGUUGGCCUACGAGCCGUAUUCUCUUUCUUUUUGCAUAGUCAAUCUCUUCUUUGCACUUCGGAGGCAGGUCCUUCUUUUAUCAGUCUUUCCGUCUCUGUCAGCUUUGCAGUGCGAAGUCUUUGGUUUAUAAAUCACUCUCUUAUCACACUCACCACCAUCCGAUCCUUACAGUCAAGAUGCUCCGUCUUCAGUUAUUGUUCUUGUCGGUCCUUUUUCUCGCCACAGCUUUGGCUGGACCCAUCAGGCAAAAGCAGAAACGCUCCUUCAAGAUCCCGAGAUUACGACAGGCGAACUACGUGCCCAAUGGCAAAGUCGCUUACCGAAAAGCCUUGUUCAAGUUUGGCUUCGACGACAUCACAUUCCAGCCCAACACUGCGGUAGCUUCCAAACUCCAAGCUUCAACCAAUACUUCAAUCGCUGCUACCGGGGACGACGAGGACGGCGUGACCGUCGCAAACCCUUCUCAAGGCGACUCGGAGUUUCUGUCUCCCGUGACUGUUGGCGGCCAGACCCUGGUCAUGGACUUCGACACAGGUUCAUCAGACAUGUGGGUCUUCAAUACCAACCUCGCCGCAGCAGAUCAGAAAGGGCACACCAUCUACGACCCCACCAAGUCGAACGCUUCCUCAGCACUUACUGGCAGCACGUUCAACAUCAGCUACGGUGACGGUUCAUUUGCCUCAGGCCCGGUCGGCCUUGACACGGUCGACAUUGGAGGCGCAACAGUGGAUGCUCAGGCUAUUGGUCUUCCUACCGAUGUCUCCAGCAGCUUCGUCACCAAUACUUUUUCCAACGGUCUUGUUGGCUUGGCCUUUAGCAAGCUCAAUACCAUCAAGCCGACUCCGCAAAAGACCUUCUUUGACAACGUCAUGGCAGACUUGACGCAGCCAUUGUUCACGGCAGACCUCAAGUCCGACUCUGCUGGCUCCUACGAGUUUGGGCAGGUGGACACCAGCCUGUUCACUGGCUCAUUACAGACUGCGGCUGUUGACUCGAGCAAUGGCUUUUGGCAAGUCGACUCAACUUCGGCCGUUGUGUCAGGCCAAACCGUCAAUCUUGCCGGUGGUUCAGCUAUCAUUGACACUGGCACGUCUCUCAUGCUAGUGUCGGACGAGUUGGUGGUGGCAUAUUGGGACACCGUGCAAGGUGCACAGGUGAAUGCUGAAGCUGGAGGGGUGAUCUUUCCUUGCAACGCCGACUUGCCAGACGUUCAAGUUGCGAUUGGAGACCACCUCGCCACAGUCAGUGGUGCCAACAUGAAUUUUGCCAGCGUGGGUUCAGACUCGCAGACUGGCCAACAAUUCUGUUUUGGCGGCCUCCAAUCCAACCAGGGUCUGGAGUUCUCCAUUUAUGGCGAUGUGUUCCUCCGAUCACAAUUUGUCGUCUUUGACGGCUCGGGACCUUCAAUCAGUGUUGCGCCACAUUCAUGAUACGAAACGAGAUAUAGCAUAGCAUAGGAUGGAGAGUCAUGUCAGAACGAAUAAACGUGCAUAGCGAUGGAGUCUGCCUUGGUCCAUAA